Messenger RNA from Austrofundulus limnaeus, 5632 nucleotides. RefSeq names its product kinase D-interacting substrate 220b (gene kidins220b). Lineage: Eukaryota; Metazoa; Chordata; Actinopteri; Cyprinodontiformes; Rivulidae. Gene Ontology annotation, molecular function: protein kinase regulator activity; PDZ domain binding. The record is from RefSeq and is a predicted model, not a curated record.
UUGGCUGCGCUGCCGCUGUUGUCUUCUCGCUUCUUCUGAUCAAGAUGGCUGCUGUUGUCGGGGAUGGAGAGUAGACGAAACCUUUCAUCCGAAGACAGGCCGAGGAAACGCACUUAAACCCACGCAGCCGUGGACAUCUAAACCCGGCCGGACCCGAACCAGAACCGCUCGAACGGAAAUCAGUUCUUUAUUGAAGGGGGCGCUGUGACGGACCGCAGACAUGGACACCACCACGUCCAUCAAGAUGACCACGCUGGCCAUCCAGAACCUGUUCAGCUACGUGGAGGAGGAGAACCUGGCCGCCCUGAAGACUCACCUGGACCGCUUCAAGGAGGUGGACGGACGCAGCGACGGCGGCUGGACGGCUCUGAUGUGGGCGUCCUACAAAGGUCGUGUGGAGGUGACCAAACUGCUGCUGGAGGAAGGAGGGAACCCCAACACCACGGGUCAGUACAGCGUUUAUCCGAUCAUCUGGGCUGCGGGUCGAGGUCACUCGGAGAUCGUCAAGCUGCUGCUGCAUCACGGCGCCAAAGUCAACUGUUCAGAUAAGUACGGCACCACUCCUCUGAUCUGGGCGGCCAGGAAGGGACAUUACGACUGCCUGAUGCACCUGCUGGAGAAAGGAGCCGACGUUGACCAGGAGGGGGCGAACUCCAUGACGGCGCUGAUCGUGGCGGUGAAGGGCGGCUACACGAAGGUGGUGAAGGAGCUGCUGAAGCGGAACCCCAACGUCAACAUGACCGACAAGGACGGGAACACGGCGCUGAUGAUCGCCGCCAAGGAGGGCCACACCGAGAUUGUCCAGGACCUGCUGGACGCGGGGACGUACGUCAACAUCCCCGACCGGAGCGGGGACACGGUGCUGAUUGGAGCGGUGAGGGGCGGCCACGUGGAGAUCGUCAGAGCUCUGCUGCACAAAUACGCCGACAUCGACAUCAGAGGGCAGGAAAAUAAAACGGCUCUUUAUUGGGCCGUGGAGAAAGGAAACGCCACCAUGGUGAGAGACAUCCUGCAGUGUAACCCCGACACAGAGACCUGCACCAAGGACGGGGAGACGCCUCUGAUCAAAGCUACAAAAAUGAGGAACAUAGAGAUCGUGGAGCUGCUGCUCGAUAAAGGAGCCAAAGUGUCAGCCGUGGACAAGAAAGGAGACACGCCGCUCCACAUCGCCAUCCGCGGGCGGAGCCGCCGCCUGGCCGAGCUCCUGCUCCGUAACCCCAAAGAUGGCCGCCUGCUGUACCGCCCCAACAAGGCUGGGGAGACGCCAUACAACAUCGACUGCAGCCACCAGAAGAGCAUCCUCACCCAGAUCUUUGGAGCCCGUCACCUGUCCCCCACAGAGACGGACGGAGACAUGUUGGGCUACGACCUGUACAGCUCUGCUCUGGCAGACAUCCUGAGUGAACCCACCAUGCAGCCCCCCAUCUGCGUGGGUCUGUACGCCCAGUGGGGCAGCGGCAAGUCCUUCCUGCUCAAAAAGCUGGAGGAUGAGAUGAAGACGUUCGCAGGGCAGCAGAUCGAGCCAUUGUUACAGUUCUCCUGGCUCGCCGUCUUUAUGUCGCUGCUGUUCUGUGGCUCCGUCGCCAUCGUCCUCGGCCUCACCAUCGAACCAAAACUCGCCAUUGCAAUGUCCCUGACCCUGCUGUCUGUACUUUACAUUUUAUGUGUGGUCGUGUACUUCGGAGGGCGCAGGGAGGGCGAGAACUGGACGUGGGCGUGGCUCCUCAGCACCCGUCUGGCUCGCCACAUCGGCUACUUGGAGCUGCUGCUGAAGCUGAUGUUCGUCAACCCGCCGGAGCUGCCGGAGCAGAGCACCAGGGCUCUACCUGUCAGGUUCCUGUUCACCGACUACAACCGCCUUUCCAGCGUCGGGGGAGAGACGUCCAUGGCCGAGAUGAUCGCGACGCUGUCGGACGCCUGCGAGAGAGAGUUCGGCUUCCUCGCCACACGUCUGUUCAGAGUGUUUAAGACAGAGGAGACACAAGGAAAGAGGAAGUGGAAGAGGACGUGCUGCCUGCCGUCCUUCAUCCUCUUCCUCUUCGUCCUGGCCUGCCUGGUGGCCGGCAUGUCGCUGCUGGUCAUCUUCAAGGUGGACAGCGAGAACCAGACGGUGAACGCGGUCCAGAUCGCCGUGGGCAGCGUGGUGGGGCUGGCCGUGCUGCUGAACUGCAGGACCUGGUGGCAGGUCACCGACUCGGUGCUGAACUCGCAGAGGAAGAGACUCCACGGCGCCGCCAACAGGAUGACCAAACUGAAGAGCGAGGGCUUCAUGAAGGUGUUGAAGCAUGAGGUGGAGCUGAUGGCGAGGAUGGCGAAGACCAUCGACAGCUUCACGCAGCAUCAGACGAGGCUGGUGGUCGUCAUCGACGGCCUGGACUCGUGCGAACAGGACAAAGUCCUGCAGAUGCUCGACACGGUCCGAGUCUUGUUCUCCAAAGGCCCCUUCAUCUCCAUCUUCGCCAGCGACCCGCACAUCAUCAUCAAAGCCAUCAACCAGAACCUGAACAGCGUCCUGCGGGACUCCAACAUCAACGGACACGACUACAUGAGGAACAUCGUCCACCUGCCCGUCUUCCUCAACAGCCGCGGGCUCUCCAGCGCCAGGAAGAUGUGCGCCGCCGCAGCGCCAACCAACGGGGACGCCGCCAACUCUGAAGCCGGUUGGCACGAAGAACUGGACCGGAAACUUUCUCAGCACAGUUUGGGAGAGUUAACAAAGUUUGGCAGCAAAUCGACUCUGAACCGCAGGGACACGUACCGGCGGCGGCAGGUGCAGCGCUCCGUGACCCGUCAGAUGUCCUUCGACCUGACGAAGCUGAUGGUGACGGAGGACUGGUUCAGUGACAUCAGCCCUCAGUCCAUGAGGCGUCUGCUGAACAUCGUCUCUGUCACAGGUCGUCUCCUGAGGGCCAAUCAGAUCAGCUUCAGCUGGGACCGCCUGGCGUCCUGGAUCAACCUGACAGAGCAGUGGCCCUACAGGACCUCCUGGAUCAUCCUGUACCUGGAAGAGACGGACGGCGUCCCCGACCAGGCUACGCUCAAGUCCAUCUACGAGAGAGUGUCCAAGAACAUCCCGACCACCAAAGACGUGGAACCGCUGCUGGAGAUCGACGGAGACAUCCGCAGCUUCGAGGUCUUCCUGUCCUCGCGGACGCCCGUCCUGACAGCCAGAGACAUCCGGACCUUCCUGCCGUGUACGGUCAACCUGGACCCCAAACUCAGAGAGAUCAUCGCAGAUGUUCGUGCGGCCCGGGAGCAGAUGAACGUGGGCGGAGUCACGUACCCGGCCGUGCCGCUGCUGGAGGUUCAGCCCCGCCCCACCUCGGUCUACAGCCAGGUGUCGUCCACCUGCUCGCCGUCGGCCUCCUUCAGCGGCCCGUUCAACCCGCCGGCAGGGGGCGUGGUCUACAGCGGCAUGGCCGGCCCACAGCACCCCUUCUACAAUAGGCCAUAUUUCCCCCACCACCUUUACCAGCUGCCCCGCCCACUUGUGGCCUCCUUCCCACCACACCUUCAUCAACGCCCGCCUUCUAAACCCGUCAGCAGAGACGCCGCCGGCUCCGCCUCCGUCGUGUCCGGCGCUCCCGCCCUCCUCCUCAGCUCCAUGACGACAGAUGCCAUCUGUGAGCGCGUGCGGCAGAUGGAAGGCAUUGACCAGAGCAUCGUCGGGCAGUACACCGCCACCAUCCGGAAGGCCAACGUGAACGGCAGAGUUCUGUCUCAGUGCAACAUCGACGAGCUGAAGAAGGAGAUGAACAUGAACUUUGGAGACUGGCAGCUCUUCAGGGCCAUGGUUCUGGAGCUGCGUCACGUCGAGAGCCAGGUGCUGCACGAGGAAACCGCCAGCGAGCAAGGCAGCGUGGUGGGCGGUCACGUGGAGCUGGGAAGGCGGGCGAUGGCUCCGCACCUCGCCGGCGCCGCCAAUGCCGACGCGAUGUACAGCUUCAACCUGAGCUUCGAGGAGCUGAGCGGCGUGGGGCUGGACGAGCCGCAGCGCAACGGGAGCGUGGCGUGGAUGGGGGGCGCUCACCGCACCGCCAGCAUGACCAGCCUGAACUCCCAGGAGUCCUCCAACGACAUCUCCAGGCUGACGGACAAGCAGCAGGCGGAGUACCGCAGCGCCUACCAGGAAUACAUCGCCCAGAUGGCCACGCUGGAGAUGGGCGGGGCCACAGAGAGGCCCGUCCAACCACAGCCAGGACAGUUCAUGACGUCAUCCGAGGACAAGAGCAAGGACGAGCAAGACGGACGCAAGUCCUUCAACAAGAGGAGCGGCGCCAAACCGGCAGCUGACGGCACCGACUUCACCUCCAACGGCGACGGGCUCGACCCGAUUACCGAGGAGGAUGAGAAGGGCGACCACGGGUCCUCCAAGUCCCUGCUGACCCGCAAACUGUCGGCGGAGAGAGGCGGGCUGUUCCAGGGCGCCGCUGACCUGAAGGUGAAGGCGAGCGGCGGGCUGAGGUACCAGAAGCUGACCAGCGACGACGAGGAGUCCGAAGAGUCCGACAAUCCUCCGUUGAUGAAAGACGGCAAGAAAGUAGUGGAUCCGAAGCUACCCAGCGGCUCGCUGGCGCUGAAGGGGAAGGACUACCUGUCCGACGCCAUGCUGGACAAGAAGGACUCGUCCGACUCGGGCGUCCGAUCCAACGAGAGCUCCCCGAACCACUCGCUGCAGGACGAGGAGGCGGACCUGUCGCAGUUAGAGCGAGCCGACCUCAUCGAGCUGGACGAGGACGGCGCCGCCAGGAAGCGCGGCCUUCCCAGCAGCCUCAGCGGCCUGCAGGACCCCGCCGUGACCCGCAUGUCCAUCUGCUCCGAGGACCAGUGCAGCCUGCUGGCCAGCAGCCCCGAGGAGAGCUGGCCCUCCUCCAAGUCCUACAACCUGAACUGCACGCCGAGCAACGUCACACUGAACAACAACACCAACCGGCCCCGCCCACCCGCCGAGGGCCCCGCCUCCUCCGACAAAACCACCGCCGGUGACGUCAUCAUCACCCCGAGCUCCACCACCAGGCCCGGCCCGAACAACGAGAACGUCAGGGUGGUCCACCUGAAGAGGGGCCUGAAGCCCGGAGACCCGCCGGAGAUCUGCACCGUGUCAUCCGACACCGUGACCUUCAGCGAGGAGCGUGAGAGCAUCCUGUGAGGGCCGGAAGACCCCGCCUCACCUCCUGAGGGCCUGAAGACCCCGCCUCACCUCCAACACGUCAACCACAUCCUCAAAGCUCGUGUCGUCGUCUCCAGUAGAUCUGAGCAGAAAAACACAAAUCGUGAUGCAUGUCGAUGUCGUGAAGUGAUGUUUUUUACCCUCAAACUCAUGGAAUCCUUAAAUAUUGUAUUAGACGUGACGUAGAUGAAGUAGGAAUCAGGGUUGGAUUGAAAUGUUUUAUGUAUUUAUGGCUCUAAACUCUGAUCCUAAAUUUACUCUAGAUGCUCCGGUCCGACCGCCGCAGUAAAUACAUUAAAACCAAUGAGAGUAUUACUGGUACUAGUAUUAGUGGCUCUGCAAAAUUAGAUUCCAUUCUAUUUUUGCUGGAUGCCAGAGGUGCGUCGGAGUCAAUCUACAAAGAUUACCGCUGUGUCCAAAACGGCAGGACGGGUCCUCCGAAGGCCGAAUUUGUCGGCCGCA